This is a messenger RNA of Pisolithus orientalis, 912 nucleotides long. RefSeq lists its product as uncharacterized. The record is from RefSeq and is a predicted model, not a curated record. The transcript has 3 exons. NCBI's taxonomy places the organism in Eukaryota, Fungi, Basidiomycota, Agaricomycetes, Boletales, Pisolithaceae. Bases 1 to 912 code for a protein of 303 amino acids.
AUGACCACCAUAACACAAAACCUGCCUUGGUUCAUCGUCGAUCUUGGUACAGCUGUCAUCGGAGAGAAAUGCUACUCCUCUUUAGUCGAGAACUUAAAUGUCGGAGACGUGGAAUGUCUCAAAUACUCGCUCUCUAAAGGCCUGGGUCUCGGAAUCGUAGUCGGAGGUUCUAUAAUGAAGGUCCCUCAGCUGCUGCUGAUCCUUUCUGCGCAGUCUGCGCGUGGCCUUUCGUUCUCCGCACACGCCCUCGAAACACUCUCUUAUGCCAUCACAUCUGCAUAUUCAUACAGGAACAAUUUCCCAUUCUCCACCUACGGAGAGAACUUAUUUCUGACGAUCCAGAAUACCCUAAUAACGCUCCUGAUACUCUACUUCCCCUCAUCGAGGCUACACAAAGCACAGGAUUCUACGGGGAAAGUCAUCCUAACAUCUCUCGCGGCUGCUGCGUCCGGUGUCGCACUGUACAUAAUGCCCGCGGAAACUCUGUCCCUUCUUCAGCUGGGCACGCUUCCGCUAUCACUGUUUUCUAAGAUACCUCAGAUCGCCCAAAAUUCCCGUGCGCGAUCUACGGGCCAGCUUUCAGCAUUUGCUGUCAUCUCCCAAAUUGUGGGAUGCCUCGCCCGUUUGUUUACGACUGCCACUGAAGUUGGGGACCCGAUCGUAUCUGCGGGGUUCGCGCUUGCACUGCUUCUGAAUAGUGUGUUGGGGUUGCAGAUGUGGAUGUAUUGGGGUAAAGAUGGGAAGGAUACCUACUCAAAGACAACUAUAGGUGUUGUGAGCGAGAAAGAGAAGGAAGACUGGACUCCCGAGAGACACGGCAGGGUUGACGUUGUCGUCACGCCUAACUCAUCUCCCGUGCCACGUCAUACCGCAUCACCUUCGGGGAGGAAAUGGUCCCGUAAAAUCGACUAG